UUUUAAAUCUGAGAUGGUCAAGCUUGAAAUGAUUGCAAUAUUUUGUGUUGUUGUCGUGUUACAAAUGCUCAAUGCAAUCGAAGGAACCGAAAGCCAUCAUUACUGGUACACAAUAGAUAAAUGCACCUGUCCAUAUGCAGAAAAAAAUCGAAAAGGAAUUCAGUGGACAUGGAGGGUUAAAAUUAAAGAUCGUGAGGUUUUUCCUCAUACACCAGUUCAUGGUUAUCAUUCUAUGAGAGUGACACUUAUAGAAGCAUGUAAAAAUCAACCAAAGACGUAUAUGGGAUAUGCAAAAGUGCAUAUGGCUAGAGAAUGUUUUGACAGAUUUCACUUCAAAGAAGAUGAAACUUACUUACUGUCAGGAUAUCAAAAACAUAUCAACGGAAUAGACAGAUGGAUUAUCGACUAUUGCUCCCCGAAUCGUGUUGAAUCAUACCCCCAAAGCUGUAAUUACCCACACCAGAAACAUUAUUGCGGAUACAAUUGUGGAGCGAAAUGCUAAAUACACGAGAG
Messenger RNA from Mytilus trossulus (common blue mussel), 513 nucleotides. RefSeq lists its product as uncharacterized. The transcript has 4 exons. Lineage: Eukaryota; Metazoa; Mollusca; Bivalvia; Mytilida; Mytilidae. Bases 14 to 502 code for a protein of 162 amino acids. The record is from RefSeq and is a predicted model, not a curated record.